Messenger RNA from Cadophora gregata, 5903 nucleotides. RefSeq lists its product as uncharacterized. Lineage: Eukaryota; Fungi; Ascomycota; Leotiomycetes; Helotiales; Ploettnerulaceae. The record is from RefSeq and is a predicted model, not a curated record. The transcript has 8 exons. Bases 363 to 3461 code for a protein of 1032 amino acids.
AACGCGUCGUGAACAGCCACCAGCAACCAGCAUCAAUCCCACCAUCCGAGCCCAGGAACCGAAUGCGCCUCGCAUAAGUCGCUUCGAAGACAACAGACGCGUCGAGAGCUUCCAUCUGUAAGUGCCAGCUUGAUAUACAACCUACGACCACGAGUACUACGCAAUCGAGCCUGGGCACUCCCUUGCGACUCGCUCUUACUCUCGAAUCAAUCCACCAUUCACUUCAACCAUCUCCCCCACGGAUAUAAAGCUUUACAGAGCUACAUAUAAGUGCUGCAGAAGGGUACCUCGAGUCUGACAUUCCACUUUACCCCAGGUUCCCCCACCCGGUCAGCGUUCUUCGAACGCAACAAGCCGAAAGAAUGGUUCUCUUCAAGCGGAAACCCGUUCAAUAUAUGCCCCCGCCGGUGGUUGAGAGUGAUGAUGCCGAGGUGUGGAUGAUUAAGGAAACAAGAGAGAUUUUUACGGAUUAUGAGCAAUAUCUGGCAAGAAUCGACUUUUACAAACAGCGUCGAUUUAUAUGUCAGAUUACCGGUCACUCUGGGCUGAACUUUUUCGAGGCGUUGAAGAGUGAACUCGCAGGUGCACAGGAAGUCGAAGAGGCUUUCCCAGAGGCCCUCAAGGACCCAAUUCUACGACGAGUUCAAUUCCAAACCAUUUCUCGAAUCGAUACUCUUGUCGACCUCAUUUUCGACGAGUUUCGCUCCGAUUACUACCCUGGCGAGGCUGUGACUGUACAUGUGGUGACGGGCGAACGACUCACAGGAAUUGUCAGAGACAAGACACGCUUUGGCCCGAAACAACUCCCGGAUGGCACUGUAAAUCCGCCAUUCUCCAGAUAUUUUGUUAGUCUUGAUAAUCGGCCGACGGAGGAGGCUGUGGUGGACGAUGCCCAUAUUACUCGAGAUCGCAAGAUCUUCACCAAGCAAGUUUUGCGAUCUUUCAUUAAGAAAACAGUCACUCGAGAAGCCUGGACUGGCGCGCCUUGGUUGGUCAAGCCCGAGGUUGCAGCAGUCUACCAUAUCGACACACGGGUCCCACCACAUCUGCGUUAUGAGAGCAAAGCUGCCGAACGAAAGCAAAAGCAAGCCCAACAAAAACAUGCUCCAGAUUACGAGGGUAUGGUUGGAAGCUUCCAAGGAAACGGACCUCGACUUCCACAGCUGAAACCUGCCCCAAAAAGCCAUAAGAGCAAGCAGCAGCAAGGUCAGGCGUUGGCUAAGAGUAAGCAGCAAACGUUCUUGAAUUAUGCUCCAAUUCCAAAUCCUCAGAUUCCUCCCCCAUAUUAUCAUCCUCAACCUCCCUACGUAUCUCACACAUUCCAAGCUGUCGGCCCACCACAUCCGGGUCCUCAUCAACACCAAUUCCACAAUCAGGCAUUCACAUUUCAACAACUUGCGUCAUUACCACCUGCUCCUCCGCCACCACCACCAAUCAAAUACCCAAUUGAGGAUUUGCAAGUCAUCCUCCGACACAAUCCUCCCAUCAAGCCGGCACUCAAGUAUUUCUCUCAAGAUACUCCUCUGGAUGAUGGAACGACCAAGGGCGAAGGAAACGGUAUUCUCAUGAAGUCGGUGGGACCACUACUUGAGACUUGGGAUACUUUGAACGUCUACUGUGAAGUCUUCAAGCUGGAUUCUUUUACUUUCGAUGAUUUCGUCGAGGCCAUGCAAUUUACUUCCGAGGAUGUUGACUGCGAGUUGUUCGUAGAGGUUCACUGUGCAGCUUUGAAAAUUCUUGUCAGUUCAGAAGCCGACGGCGGAAAAGUUCAUGUACAGCUUCCGGAUAUGGAUGAAGAUAGUGAAGAUGAGGAAUCCGAUGAGGAAGCCAGUGCACCCCCGACUCCAACCCCAGAACCAGAGCCAAAGCCCAGAGGCCGAGCUACCAGGAGCAGUUUGGCAAAGGCAGAGGCGGAGGCAUUAAAAGCAGAGCCAGAACCAGUGAAGGAACCGAGUCCUGAGCCAAAGUUCACCCACCGAGCCGCUGAGAUGCAGCUAGAGGUUGGCUGGAUGGAUCGUCUCAGAAAGCGUGACUUUAAGAACGGUGGAUGGCAAUUUAUUAUGGUAGGCCUCUUGCAUCAACUUUCGAAGAGCCCGCGCCACUUUGAGACUUGCGAGACACUGUUGAAGGAACUUGCGCCCCUCAACAUGGACCCCACACCAGAAACGACACGGCUACAGUACGCCAAACUCGACGUCAACCUUCGAAUCCAGGCUCUCCAGAUUGUUUGCAUGCUUACUGCGGAAACAAAGGCCAUUCGAGCAUACAUGGAAGAGUGUGCUGAGGAGAUGACUGGCUAUCGUAAGGAGAAGAUCAAUCACCAGAGAAGGAAGAAGGAAUUGGUUGAGGAGCUUCGGUUGCUCAACGAGGAACGAAAGAUUCUUCUUCCAGCUAACAUGCCGCCAUCCCCGGUUCCAGAGAAUGCUCAGGUCAACGGUGAUGUCAGCAUGCAGGAUGCUGCACCCGUUGAAGAGGUUCAGGACUCGGUUGAUGAGGAUGUCAUGGAUACUGAUGAUGAUCCUAAAUCCGGCCGCUCUCUACGUCGUGGUCUCGACCGAGCGGCGGACAGAAAACGCAAGCGGGAAGCUGAGCAAGAAAAGAAAGAGAAGGCCGAGGCUGAGGCCAAGAUUCCGAAACAAUCGAAACAGUUCACGAAGCUCUUGAAAGAUAUCCAAAAGAAAGAGGAUCUGAUCAAGGAACAAGAAGAAGAAAUUGCCAUUCUGGAUAACGAUCUUCGGGAGAACAAUUGCCCGAGAACACUUGUUCUUGGCAAGGACAGAUUCUGGAAUCGUUACUACUGGUUUGAGCGAAACGGUAUGCCGUACAUGGGUAUGCCAGACAGCUCAACUGCCGAUGCUGAAUAUGCCAAUGGCCGUCUCUGGGUUCAAGGCCCAGAUGAUAUUGAAAGAGAGGGAUUCAUCGAUAUGAUCCCAGAGUGGCAAAAUGAGUACAAAGCGAAGUUCAACAUGACGGUUCCGGAGCGAAAGAAGCUCGAGGAUGGCUCAAGCACUGUCUACAAUGCUCACCAAUGGGGCUAUUAUGACGAACCCGAGGAAAUCGAUGCAUUGAUCAAAUGGUUAGACGUUCGUGGAAAGAAUGAGAUGAAAUUCAGCAAGGAGAUCAAGAAUUAUCGGGAUAGGAUCGUCGAGCAUAUGGUCAAGCGAAAGGAAUAUCUAAGCCCAUCCGAGGAGAAAGCCGUCGAUACGGGACCCAAGCGCAUGUCAACGCGCAAGAAGGAUCAGCAAGUCGACCACACUGCUCACAGGUGCUUGACCUGGCACAACGGAACUGCAAUCAGCUCGCUGGGCCACCUGCACUCUGAGCAGCCUCGCGCCCGGAAGCCUGCGAAGAAAGCCGCACCACCUCCACCCGUCGUGGAGGAAGAGCGCCAGACCAGGAGUGAGGCCAAGACCAAGAAGGAAAAGGGCACAGGUCGUCAAGGCACACGCUACAAUUUCUAGAUUGAACAUUUAUGUUUUUUUAUACCAUUGGGAGGAGUUUAUUUAGAACAUUCAGACUGGGCCGGCUCAUUCAGCAUGGAGUAUGGAUAGGUAGGCGCUACAUUGUCUUGGUCCGAAAAAAGAAAAUGGAUGAUGGGAUGCAUGGGAUUGCAGUUAUGGUCAAAUGGCGCGGGUUCUGGUCUGGCUUCCAUUGGUUGAUAUUCUAGCCUGGAUGGAUGGAAUGUUAGGUGGAUGGAAUGAUGAAACUAUUGCAUGUGCAUAUCACAGUUAAUACUGUUUAGCGUAGAGCAAAGAUAAAUAGAUGUUUGAUAUAUCCCCUUCUCUUCCGCCGAUUACUGACCUACUAUAAUCAUGUCGGAUGACAGAACAAAAGCUUCAUAUCAAAACACGAAAUGUACCGCUAACCCUCGUAAGAGACUGCAUUCAAAGCUUAAUCAGCCCUAGAUGAUCCCUAGCACCCUAGGAGAGUGUCUUUGUAUUCUCAAGUCGUUUUCGAAAGCUGCGCCAUUGAGAUAUUGAGAACUCCAAUGCUCAAACAUAACCACUCUCGACAAUCAAGUGGACUUGACCAAGCGCAGCGCACAGCGCACAGCGCCAGAAUUUGGCGAGAACAAGAGUAAGAACGACAACAGUACCAAAAGAAGAAUAACAUAAUCACAGUACUGCUCUAUGUCCACUUUCCCAGGAAACAGCGGAUCUACAAGCCCAGGGCACCCAAUGCCAAAACACCCAACGGGAACCCAACUCCCAUUCCCUCCGCCCUACCCGACAGCGAGUUCCCCAUCCCAUUCGUGCUUGGACACUGGGUCUGAGUAGGGCAAGGCGGACAUGUUGCGGUCCCGGUCGGGGUCGAAGACGCGAACAGCUGCGCACGAGAAUUCGUCGCGGAUGCAGGAUCCGCAGUUGGGCGAUCAAUCAAGUUUGUGUCUGGGCCGCACAGUUGUGUAGGCACCGAGUAGACGUAGCUGAAAUCGAUAUCGGUGCUGUUGAAGCAGUUCGAUGCGGUGACUUCGGCAACAUCCUCCAGUUCGGAGAAUAUGAUGUCGACGCACUGUCUUGGCUGUUAGCAUAUUGGAAACCAGUGAAUGAGUCAGAGACACGUACAUUGUACAAAGCACCACCAUGUUUCAACGUCUCAAUGACUUGGAUUGUCGCAAGAUCUCCAACCUUCACACUCACAUUCUCAGGUAGUGGGACUUGUGGCAAGCAGAAUGUCCCGGGGUACGGAUUAUCCGACGGUCCUCGGAUUUGGAAGACUGGAGUCAUGGGGAAUGACAUGUUUGGUGGUCCGCCGCCUGGGCCAUCAGUUCCAAGUCCAAGAUUGAUAUAUAUCAAGGAAUUCUUGUGGCCUCGAAACCAUCCUGGCUGGAUUGCAAUUGCGCCGCCUGUUAUGGGCCAGUUCGUACGGUUGUCUGUUGGUGGGAUGCCACCGCCUGGAAAGCUUAGCCUUGAGUGGGAAACUCAGAUUCAAAAUAUUGAACUUCUCUUUUGCAAACCUGAACAGAUGGAAAUGCAGAAAUGCACACUUACAAGGAUAACUCCACUGCAUCCCAAACGGAAACUCAUCGUUCGUUUGAAGAUUAUCUCCUCUCCAUCCUGGGUACGUGAUCACCGUAUGCGCUUUUGCAACCCCCGCUACAGCUGCCACCAGAAGGAAACGCCAUGUCUGAGGCACUCCAAACAUCGUGAAAAUUUAGCGAGAGAAAAGUGUGUUGGAGUUUGAACUUCCAACCGGGACCAAAACUUUUGGGAAAGUCCGGAUUUUCGGAACAUAAAUGGGAGAGAAUGGUGCCUGGAAAAUGCAUGCCCACAUGACUAUGGAAUUAUAAGCUUCAUUUCGUUCCUGCAUGGGAGCGGCGUAGGUACUUGGCUGUGUGGUUGGCGGGCUCGGCUAACCCCCUGGAUUAGUAGUGGAAGUGAGAGUGAGACCUUGCCAGUGACUCAAUUGAUUGUUGCCGAAUAAAAGCAAUAUUGAAGUGAAUACGAUAUUGACGUAGUGAAAGAAGCUUAGGAUUAGAAUAUGCAAGUAAAUUACGAUUUCUUGACACAUAAAAGCGCUGCGAGAUCAGGCUUCGUCAGCUCCAUACUUGCUGUAGAGAAAGUCCCCGAAGCGUUGAGUGGGUCAAAGCAUGCUUGACUGGAUGUGAUGAGAACUUCACCUUGAUGUGCGCGCUUCGUGAACAUCAUACGAUAAAAUGACAGGGUGGCAGCAGAAAUGCAAUUGACAACGUUGAAGGAAUUUGAGAAAUUGAAAUGGAGCGGAAUGGUCUCAAAUGAUAUCUGGCCCAAUGUCAAUAUUUACUUGGCGAGAAGACUAAACAAAUCUCCAGGUGCUCUAUGCAGCGAUCCUGACGAGUUCUAGGAUAUACUGGUCAACUGGCUUGUGAGUCCUUACUGUAGAAAUUGACCGUGAUAGCCCUUCCUUUAUGUCUCAGAAGAAGC